CCGGCUCCACUUACCCUACCAUCCCACUCGAUUCAUCCAUCAUCAGUCCUCCUCAUUCCCCCAAACCCCCGGCUCCAUCGAACCAAACCUAUUUGAAUCGCCAAAGCCGGUGGCACGCGGUGGGUCUCACCUCACAGUCUCCGCUCCUCGUCCUCCCCCUGCUUCGCUUGCCUCGCCGUCCGCCCGUCCCUACUAAUCUCCUCCGACUGAAGACGGCGCCGCCGACGGCCAUGGAGGACCCACUUGCCACGGCGCCGGCGCCGCCGCGGCGGCCGCACAGGGAGCGGCGGCACAGGCGGAAGGCGUCGGACGCUGCCGCGGCUGCACUGGCGGCGCAGGCGGCGGCGUCCUCCUACGGCGAUGUGUUCGGCGGGCCCCCGCGGUUCGCGCCGCCGCCUCCGGCGUUCGCCGCUGCCGCGGGGGCGGGGACGACCGCGCCGGCGGACUACGCCGAGGUGUUCGGCGGAGUCGCCGCCUCCUGCUCCAUCCCCUACCUCGACCUGCCGCCGGCCGUUGCCUGCGGAGACGGAGACGGCGGGUACGGCGAGAUCUUCGGCCGGUUCGACUUCGGGGACUUCGCGGUGCCGUACGAGGACAUGCUUCCUGGCGCAGAGUGUUUGCUGGAGGAGAUCGCGUCGCCGAGCGGGAGCUCAAGAUCGUCAACUAGAAAAGAAUCUGCCGAGUUGGAUGCUGAGCCAUCUAUACUCUAUCAACAAGUUCCAGACGCUGGUUCAGGCAGGCACUUUGACGACGAGCAAUUUCAUCCAGUAUCCUUUCCUCCAGAUGGCGAACAAACAUUCACUAUGUCAUAUAACAAGAUCACCAGGGGAAGGCCAGAUGAGCUUGUUGAAGUGACUGCUUGCAUAGUAGAACCUUCAAUAAGCUAUGUGGUCGACUCUUGCAAUUUGUCAAAUGAUUCAGAAAUGGAUUGUGUCCCAGUAAUGGACAUUGGUACACAACAUGCUAAUGGCGUGAAAGAAAAGAUGAGCCCACCAAAUGUUGCAGAUUCCAGCCUGGAGAGUGCUGAUAGUGCUUAUGUAAUUGAUCAGCAGCAACAUAUCCCAACAUGCCCUCCCAUCUCUGAAAAUAUUUGUCAGGAUGAAAAUGACGACAAGAGGUCUAGCACCCAUUCAGUGUCAAGCGAGGAAGCACCUUCCCCUGACUAUCCAUUCUUAAGGGUAUCCAACAUCAACCUUCCAGCAGCACCUAUCAAAGUACAACCACCACCGAUGCCCCCAUCUAAAUUGCUUAAUAAAAAGGGAAGCAAUGAAAAUGGAGAUUCUGAUGUGAAUCCUAACUCAGUUGCUGCUGCUGCUGCUAUGAAGGAAGCAAUGGAAUUUGCUGAAGCCAGAUUAAAAGCUGCAAAAGAAUUGAUGGAGAGAAAAGGCGGCAGUUUUAAACUACGUAAGCGGCCAGCUCAUCACAGAAGCACAAAAUCAACUGAAAUUAAGGAAUACAAUGCACCUGAAGAAGUGCAUGUAUUUGAAGAAAAGCUGAAUAUGAGAAGAUUGGCAAGAGAGGAAAAUCAAAGCAAUGAUAUGGCUUCGCUGGAUAAAGUCAUGGGCAGUGGUGCACUUAAGCCUGUUCACAGCGAUCAUGACAAAAAAGGGAUUAUAUCACCAGGGAAGCAUCAGGAGACGACGCACAAUGGCAGUGAACUAGAACAAUUAGGAGAGUGGACGUCAGAUGCUGAUUUUUAUGAAUUGGUUAGCAAUGAUCAGAAAAGCAAAACUAAUGAAGCUGCUUGCAAAGGAGACAAUGGUCUGAUGACAAAUUCCUUACCCAAGCUUGACCGGUCUGAGAAUGAAAAGUCAGGUGGCUUUGCAGGUGAAUCAAAAAGGUUUAGGAAGUUGUGGGAUACUAACAACAGAACAUGUCUGCGAACUGAACAUGUAAAUCGGGGAAAAGAUGAUAUAGAUUGUGUGGAGGAUGAACAAAAGGCUCCAAGGUCUCCAGAAGUUACGGAACAUGUAAAUCAGGGAAAAGAUGGUAUAGAUUCUGUGGAGGCUGAACAAAGGACUCCUAGGUCGCCAGACGUUACUCCUUGUGAUGAAAGGGUGACGUAUCAAGAGCCCACCAAAGGAAAUAAUGGUCUGAUGACAAAUUCUUCCAACAAGCUCGACCAGUCUGAGAAAGUAAAGGAAGGGGGUUUUGCAGGUGAGCCGAAAAGGUUUAGGAAGUUGUGGGGCAGUAACAGUACUACAGUUCUUAGAACAGAGCAUGUAAAUCUGGGAAAGGAUGGUAUAGCUUUCGUGGAGGCUGAAGAAAAGGCACCUAGGUUUCCAGAAGUUCCUCCUUGUGAUGAAAGGGUGGCAUCCCAAGAGGCAACCGAUUCCCAUUUAAAACAAUGUCCAGGGGUGGGGAAUUCUCUAGGCCACGGAAAUGAUGCGCAAUUUGAGAUUUCAUACAUGAAUAAUUUACCCGCAGGGGUCCAUGCUAAUCCAGAAAUCUCCAGUACACUUUCGGAACCUUGUUUAUCUGGAGGUCAUGCCAAUGGUAAUGAAAAUCAUUCUGAAAGCACAGCUGAGGAAACUCCAUUGGUAGGAAACUCUAACCAAGAUGUCAACAGUAAAGAGGAACUUCAGCUUCCAUGCAUGGAUGGGUUGCCUUGUACUUCAGAAAGGAGUCAGAUUUUACAGGGACAUUCUAAUGUUAUUAAUGCUGAUGAGAUCAAGGAAAUUGAAGUGAAAAUAUCAAAAUUAGAAGAGUCUUCCAAAUCUUAUUUGAAUUUUGAGGAAGAAAAGCUACUCAGUUUUGUUGAUGAAUCACGCCAACAGAACAAAAAUGGAAGAGCAAAUGAAUUAAAUUCAGACUCACUCAUCCAUGAAAAAAUGACAAAAUUCGGUAUUGAGGAGAAAGCUGAUGCGCAUGAAGAUUUUCAAGAGGGAGAUAUGGAUCAGGUUGCUGGAUCUGCUGAAGAGGAAGGUUAUGUUACUUCAGGAAGUGGUAUUGCUAAUGAAAGUGAAUAUGAAGAAGCAGAAGCUGAUAUAUUUGUAGGAGACAUGGAAUCAAAUGUGAGAACAUGUGGUAUUUUUGACAAAGAUCCAUAUCAGUGCCAAGAAUCACAAGGGUCAUGGGCACCCCAAGAUUUGGAUAACAGAAUGGACAGAGUCAGUGAUACAAUAUCCCAUGGAAAGGAAAGAGAGACUAAAGACUGCUUGCUGGACAAUGUUGAAAAUACAGUGGCAGAAGUACUAAACCAUGACAGUAGGGAAGGGCAGAAAUCCAUGGAAACCGUUGUCUGCAUAAAGCCCAAAGAUGUAUGUGCAGAAUUUAAUGUAAGUAGUGACAGAGAUAGUAAUCUAUUUGAUUCUGCUGAUGAACUUAUUACUGAUGGUGGCAGUGAUUAUGCCAUGAAGAUGAGCACAAUGUCACAUAAUCUGCAAGCUUCGUUUUCAGAAGCAUGCAGUAGCAUGCAGCACCUUUCUCAAAAACCUGAGUCUGUUUCUGCUGAGAAGGCUGAUGAAAGCACUCUUAUUCUUGAAAAUCUUGAAGUGGAUUGCAGAGAAGCAGGUAGAGAAAUUCCAACCAGAAAUUGUACAGUGUCAGAAGAAGGGCAAAAUAUUGGAAGCGGGAUAGAAGAAACAGAGGGAGAAGACAAUAUAUCAAAUGCAAGGUUCAUGGACCAGCAACCUUUUUACUUGGACAGUGACAUUAGACCUAAGGUUGCAGAUGACACUGCAUCAGAAACUACUCUAAAAUCAAGAGAAGAGAAUCUUAAUGUUCAGAGAACUAAAGUGAGGAAUGACAUAAAAGAGGCUGAAGGAGAAGUCGAGAAGGAGGUAAGACUUGAUGAAGAGAAAGAAAAAGAAUGCAAAAUGGGAACUGAGAUGGAACAAGAUAAAGAGAGACGGAGAAGAGAGUUGGAAGAAGAGAAGGAACGGGAAAUGGAGCGAGCAAAAGAUAGGCUGGCUGUUCAGAGAGCUACAAGAGAAGCACACGAGAGGGCAUUUGCAGAGGUUCGUGCUAAGGCUGAAAGAAUAGCGUUAGAAAGGAUCACCUCAGCACGUCAAAGAGCAUCUGCAGAAGCUCGCGAGAAAGAAGAGAAGGCAACUGCUCAAGCAGCUCUGGAGCAGGCUUCGAGAGAAGCUAGAAUGAAAGCAGAACGUGCAGCAGUUGAGAGAGCAACUGCUGAAGCUCGGGAGAGGGCAAUUGAAAAGGCAAAAGCUGCUGUAGAUGCAAAGGAGCGAAUGGGAAAGUUCAGGUCCUCCUUCAAGGAUAGUUUUAAGGCACCUAAUCAGGAUAAUCAACAGGAGGCAUCAUUUGAGAAGACAGCUUAUAAUAAGCAUGGAAAAAGCAUGGAUUCUUGUGUUGAAGUAGUUGAGGUUGAGUCAGCUCUACGACAUAAAGCAAAAUUGGAAAGGCACCAACGCACAGCUGAGCGAGCGGCAAAAGCCCUUGCUGAAAAGAACAUGCGGGACAUGCUGGUGCAGAGGGAGCAGGCUGAGAAACAUAGAUUGGCUGAAUUUCUUGAUCCUGAAGUCAAGAGAUGGUCAAAUGGAAAAGAAGGAAAUCUGCGAGCAUUGCUGUCUACAUUGCAAUAUAUACUUGGUUCGGACAGUGGCUGGCAGUCAGUUCCCCUCACAGAUCUUAUUACAGCUGCUGGUGUGAAGAAGGCAUACAGGAAGGCAACCCUUUGUGUCCAUCCAGAUAAAGUGCAGCAAAGAGGUGCUACAAUCAGACAGAAAUACAUUUGUGAGAAGGUGUUUGAUCUUCUUAAGGAAGCUUGGAAUAAGUACAAUUCCGAAGAGCGCUAGUGGGAAUAGGUGGUUCCUUAUUAAUUUUUACGGGGUACAGGAUAUUGGUUAGGUAUCUCUGUAGCCAUUGCCAUACUGAUUAAUUUUUUACAUUGGUGUAAAUAUGCAGCUGUAGAGGACAUCUUCUGGUCAUUUUUUAUCCAUAUCAAUGCAAUAGUAGAGCAUGUGUUGCCUCUUGUCUAGCAUCCCCAAGUUUUGCCUUUGCUAGACUUUAGUUCUGUACUUCUGUACCUUUUAUAUUAGUUUGACCAUUCCUAGCAAA
Messenger RNA from Sorghum bicolor (sorghum), 5019 nucleotides. Its product is annotated as auxilin-like protein 1. The record is from RefSeq and is a predicted model, not a curated record. Lineage: Eukaryota; Viridiplantae; Streptophyta; Magnoliopsida; Poales; Poaceae. Gene Ontology annotation, biological process: clathrin-dependent endocytosis; clathrin coat disassembly. The coding region runs from base 231 to 4757 and encodes 1508 amino acids. Gene Ontology annotation, molecular function: clathrin binding. Gene Ontology annotation, cellular component: vesicle; cytoplasm; intracellular membrane-bounded organelle. The transcript has 8 exons.